CUUUUCUCUCUUAAGAAAUUGAAAUGCUGCUUGCACAAACAUUAUCGACUGAUGCACAGCUUCGUCAAAAUGGUGCUCAUGAAUUAAUUCGGUUAAAUAAAAUGAAUUAUUCAAGUUGUUCUACUGAACUGUUUGAUUUACUCACUUCAGAAAAAAUGGAUGAUAAUUUACGAGUGGCAGCCGGUAUCCAUUUAAAAAAUACACUCUCCACAUCGGCAUGGUCCCUUACUUACCAUGAGACAAAAGUUACCAUGAGAACAAAACUUCUUUUAUUACUGGAUACGAAAAACAGGAAUGUUGCCAACGUCGUGAGCCAGGUGAUAGCCGUCAUAGCCAUAAUAGACCUUCCAAAAGGUCACUGGAAAGACUUGAUUGAUAAUUUGGUCAACAAUGUCAUUCAUCCUUCUUCCUCCUAUGACUUGAAACAAUACACCCUUCAAACGAUCGGCUACAUUUGCGAGUCACUGGAUCCAAACAUGCUAUCUGUCAAUCAAUGCAACUCUAUUUUGACCGCCAUUGUGGACGGUGCUCGUCGAGAGCAACGAGUUCCAGAGGUUCAACUUGCAGCCAUUAGGGCCUUAUAUAAUUCGCUUGAGUUUACACAAAGAAAUUUCGAAAAAUCAAGAGAACGAAAUUUUAUAAUGAAUGUGCUGUGUGAUGGUGCUACACCAAGUAUGCAUUCGAGCGUGGAUUUACAAGUGAGUUCGUAUGAAUGUUUGAAUCGCAUCAUGCAAUUAUAUUAUGACACAAUGGACGAUGGUAUGUGUAGUUCUUUGUUCAAUCUGACAGUCUUUGGCAUGAUUCGGUCGGAUGAAGAAAUUACCUUACAAGCAAUUGAAUUCUGGUGCACAGUUGCUGAGAUGGAAAUUAAUUUAAAUCAACAAAAAUCCAAACACCAUUCAUAUUGUAACCAAGCUGUAAAAUACAUUUUACCGAGUCUAUUCAAGUUGGUAGUAAAGAAAAAAUCUUUCAAAUAUGACGAUGACCUUAGCCAGGAGAGAAACAUACCAAAUGCUUCGUCCCAUUGUUUGACUUUAUUAGCACAGUGUUGUCGAGAACUCGUGAUACCACAAACCAUAGAGUUUAUUACCGACAAUCUUUUUACAGCGACUAGUGAUUGGAACCAACGUGAAGCAGCUAUCAUUGCUUUUGGAUGUAUUAUUGAAGGUCCCUGUAAGUACAAGACCAAGCAAUUGGUUAACGAAAUAUUACCUACCAUAUUGAAAAGCUUAAAGGAUCCGAAUACAUUUAUUAGAGUUUCUGCCUCUUGGACUUUAUCACAUAUUAUUCAACAUUCCAUCCAAGUCUUGGAUAUCAGCACUGUGUUACCCGGUAUGAUUCCAAUGAUAAUUGAGGGAGUGUAUGCAAAAGAACAAAAAAGUGUCUACAAUUCAUGCCUGUGCUUGAUCCACCUUGCCAAAGAGCUUAAGGUGGAUAAUAACAUUCGUGAUGAAGCUAUUGUCACCUCAGGUCCAUUAUCAAGGUACACCAGACAUAUAUUGGAAGCAUUGUAUAAUAUCACUAAGAGGAUAAAUACAAGCCAUGAUACCAAGUGUAAAAACACUAUCUAUUAUGCCAUGUGUUCCAUCAUUAUGCAUUGUCCUCAGGAUUGUGAAGAAAUCGUCCAUUUAAUGACAAACAUCGUCUUAAAGCAAUUAACCCAACUCACUACACUAGCAGAGAUUGAGGAUUAUGAUGACGAUCAUUUCUGGGUUCUGUACACAAAUCUAUUAGGUGUUUUAACAAGCUGUGUCCAACGACUUCGAAAAGCAUCUGAUGGGUAUGGGAAUAAAAUCAUGAUGAUAUCAUCUGAAAUCAUUCGCAUCCAUGUUCAGCACCACGUCCAUACAAAUAUCAUAGAAGACGCAUUUAUACUUGUCUCAGCUUUAUUAACUACGACUGGAACACAUUUUGCUCGCCAUGUCGAUACGCUUAUACAAAGUAUGUGUAAAACUCUGAAAAAGACCGAGAGUGAUCGUCUCUCUAUGAUCAUUGUAGAAAUUAUCAGCGAUCUCUGCUGCACAUUUGGAGAUGCUACUUCUUUGUACGCAAAUGAUUUCAUGCAAAUUUUAUUACACAAUUUAAAGAGCGAGACGCUAGAUCGACAAGUGAAGCCUAUGUCACUGUCUUGUAUAGGAGAUGUGGCGCAUGCCUUGGGACCUCGGUUUAAACCGUUUGUCGAAAUUGUCAUGAUAGCAUUGAAGCAAGCGGGUAACUUGCAGCCCGAUAAAAAGGACCCAUCCAAGAUAAAGUAUAUAGAUGCAAUUCGCGUGGGCACAUUGGAAGCAUUUGAAGGCAUAUUACAAGGCUUGGAUGAAAAAACCAGGAAGAGUCAUCACAUGUUACCACAUGUGCUUGACAUUAUCCUGUUUAUGAAUAACAUUGCCUUGGAUAAAUCCAGAUCCGAUCGAUUGACAAGUGUAAUGACUGGUGUCCUGAGGGCAUCCUCAAGAUCUCGUUAUUCAAGAUCACCUUCUCCUCGUCGUCGUUCCGUUUCGAAAGGCUCACGUUCACCACGCUCACGAUCACCCCCACGUCGUAGUCAUUCACGAUCUCCCAGCCCAGAACACCUUCAUUCUAUUCUUGUCACAAACUUGACGCGCAAUGUCAAGGAAGAUCACGUACGAGAGAUUUUCAGUAAAUUCGGUAAAAUCACUUUCCUCGACUUUCCCAUCAACAAAGUUUGCAAGGCAUACAUUGAUUACGAAACUCAAGAAGAAGCCGAUAAAGCUUUAAGCUACAUGGACAAUGCCCAAUUAGAUGGUAAAAGGCUUGUAUGUGUUGCGGCGCCCAAGCAACGUGAGAAAUCUCGUUCUCCUUCACCACCAAAAGCCCGUUAUGCUCCACCUCCAUUUAGACGAGACACCCGUGCACCUAUUCCUGCUGGACGUGGGGACCGCUUUGGAGGCAACCGAGGUAGACGUUAUUCUCGCUCACCAUCCCGCUCACCCAUCCGUCGUGGCAGACGUUAUUCCUAUUCGCGUUCCAGAUCUCCCUCUCGUAGUUACUCAAGAGGAAGAAAGAGAUCGUACUCCCGUGGACGUAGUUAUUCUCGUGGACGUAGUUAUUCUCGCAGCAGAAGUUACUCAAGAAGUUUAUCGAUCAGUAAAAGUCGUAGUCGAUCUCCCAGACGUAGUAGAUCACCUCUCAGACGUAGCAGAUCUCCUAUUCGACGUAGAUCAUCCAUCAAACGUAGUCGAUCUCCAUUAAAGCGUAGUAGAUCACCUUACAGACGUAGUAGCAGAUCCCCAAGAAGAAGCAGAUCUCCUGUCAGACAUAGCAGAACAAGAUCGUACUCAAGAUCUCUUUCGAGACGUAGAAGCCCCAGCAUCAAACGUUAA
Messenger RNA from Mucor mucedo, 3341 nucleotides. Its product is annotated as armadillo-type protein. The record is from RefSeq and is a predicted model, not a curated record. Gene Ontology annotation, cellular component: cytoplasm; nucleus. The transcript has 19 exons. The coding region runs from base 24 to 3341 and encodes 1105 amino acids. Gene Ontology annotation, molecular function: nuclear import signal receptor activity; small GTPase binding; RNA binding. Gene Ontology annotation, biological process: protein import into nucleus. NCBI's taxonomy places the organism in Eukaryota, Fungi, Mucoromycota, Mucoromycetes, Mucorales, Mucoraceae.